Messenger RNA from Neolamprologus brichardi, 1983 nucleotides. The record is from RefSeq and is a predicted model, not a curated record. NCBI's taxonomy places the organism in Eukaryota, Metazoa, Chordata, Actinopteri, Cichliformes, Cichlidae.
AUGAUCUUGGCAGAAGCUGGAUUUUUUGGGCUGGGUUUGAUUCUGUGUCUCUCAGAGCUGAGAGUGAAGAUGAGUCCUUCUGCAGUGGUGACAGAGGGUCAGAGAGUCACACUGACCUGUAGUACCAGCUGUCCUCUGACUGACAACACAAACUACAUUUGGUACUUGAACAGUCGACCUCUGACCCCGAGAGAGAACCAGAACAAACAUCUGAUCCUUGACCCAGUCAGCAGGGAGGAUGCAGGAAGCUACUCCUGUGCUGUGAAAAGCAACAAAGAUAUCAGCUCUGCUCCAAAGACUCUCACUGUCCAAAGUAUCACAGGAACAUGGACACCAGCAGCUGCAGGAGUUUCUGCAGCUCUGCUGGUUUUAAUACUUCGCACUGUCUGCUGGUGUGUUAGAGUACAACAUGCCUUUAAAUGUAUCAUGUCCGAGCAGCAGAUGUGGUGUCAUGGUAUGGAGGACCUAGCCAGGUCCUUUGCUGGAUACCAGGAGGGAAUCAAACUUGAGCUCUCCGCUCCAAAGAGAUCAGUAGAUGAGCCGUGCUCCAUCACAUAUCCCAGAGAGGUUUGUGUUCAAAGAACUUCCUACACAUCAGAUAAUGUCACACUGACCUGUAACAACAGCUGUAAUCUGACCGACCCUAAAACUGCAUACACGUGGUACCAAAACCGAAGCAGAAACAUCAAGAAUCAACAUAUUUCAAUUCAUAUCACUGCAAAAGACAAGUUUUCUUGUGCUGUAAAAGACCACGAGCAUCUUCAGUCUGCAGAAGUCUGUGUUCAGGAUAAAAACUGCUGGAGAGUGAAUUAUGUCAGCAGGAGAAUCUGUGCUCUGGAAGGAUCUUCAGUGAACAUCACAAGUGAAUACUCACAUCCUGAUGACAUGAAGCCAAGGUUUAAAUGUUGGAGUAAAAAAUGGAGAAAAGAUAAAGUGGAAGUUGAAGAGCUGAUUGAGGCUGCAGGUCGUGUGGAGUAUCAGGAGAACAUGAGGAACCAACACAUCCUGACCAUCAACAACCUGAAGAAGAAUGACUCAGGAGGAUACACAUUCAGAUUCAAGAGAGAUCAUGAAGGAUGGGCACAGUCUGAUCUGCCUGGAGUCUUUUUGAUUGUCACAGAGCUGAGAGUGAAGUUAAGUCCUUCUGCAGUGGUGACAGAGGGUCAGAGAGUCACACUGACCUGCAGUACCAGCUGUCCUCUGACUGACAACACAAACUACAUUUGGUACUUGAACAGUCGACCUCUGACCCCGACCAAUGCAAAUGUCCCGGUCAAGGACAAAAAUGGGAAGCUCUUGCUCGCCCAAGAAGAGCAAAACAAACGAUGGGCCGAACACUUCCAAGAGACCCUUAAUCAGCCAGAGCCCACCACAAAUUCCAAGGCGGAGGCUUCCCAAGAUGAACUUGGGGUCAAUACUGGCAGAAUCACCAUCGAGGAAGUGAAGAUCGCCAUCAAGAGCCUUAAGAACAACAAAGCGGCCGGCCUAGAUGAAAUACCAGCAGAGCUCCUGAAACACGGCGGCCAAGCCAUGGUGGAAGAACUGACAACCCUGUUCAACAAGUGCUGGCAAAGUGGCACAGUGCCGGAGGACUGGCGGAGGGGCGCCAUAGUCAAGCUACCAAAGAAGGGCAACACCUCCAAGUGCACCAACUGGAGAGGCAUCACCCUCCUCUCUGUGCCUGGCAAGGCGUUCUGUGCCGUCCUCCUUCGACGACUAAGGAGUGCCCUGGACCAACAUCUACGAGAGGAGCAAGCUGGGUUCCGGAUAGGCCGAUCAUGCACAGAACAGAUUUUCGUCUUAAGAAAUAUCAUCGAACAGUGCGUCGAGUACCGGCAACAACUCGCCAUCAAUUUUGUUGACUUCAAGAAGGCCUUCGAUAGCAUCCACCACGAUUCCCUUUGGCGAAUCCUGCGCUUGUACGGUGUCCGUACCAUCUUCAUUAACAUCUUCAGGGACCUGUACUUGCGAUCGUGCUGUUAG